Messenger RNA from Schizophyllum commune H4-8, 1482 nucleotides. RefSeq lists its product as uncharacterized. Bases 93 to 1418 code for a protein of 441 amino acids. The record is from RefSeq and is a predicted model, not a curated record. The transcript has 5 exons. Lineage: Eukaryota; Fungi; Basidiomycota; Agaricomycetes; Agaricales; Schizophyllaceae. Gene Ontology annotation, molecular function: hydrolase activity.
UACCACCACUAUCGACAACUGCGGCUCACUUCCCGGGAAGAAACCCAGCCAGCUCUAACCUUCACUCCACUCUCUACUCAGCGACUAUUCGUAUGGCACAAUCUCACCGUUUUCCAGCACUCCACCGCGCCGCUUUCAAUCAUCCCGCCAUCGACAACCAUGCUCAUCCGCUCCUCUCCGCUUCUCAUGCCAACGACUUUCCUCUCACCGGAAUCGUCUCCGAAGCCUCUGGCGCCGCUGCUGAUAGCAUACCUAGCACGCUCGUCUUGAAGCGCGCAACGAAGCAACUAGCUGCGCUUCUCGACUUGCCUCAAGGUACAAGCUCCUCGGGAAUUUCCGCCGCUCCUUCUUGGGACGACGUCGUGCGCAAGCGUCAGGCCAUGAAUUACGACGAGCUAUGCGAUCUAUGCUUCAAGGCGACCAGAACGCAGAGUAUCUUGAUUGACGAUGGCCUGGGCGGAGUCUCCGAACUGGCGGAGGGCUUUCGAUGGCACGACAGGUUUAUGGUGGGUGGCGGCAGGUGCUAUGUGAUUGUGAGGAUUGAGGCGGAGGCGGAGGAUCUCCUCGGCCUGAUGCUUGGUGACUACGCCCUGGAAGGCCGUGAGCCUCCCAAGGGCAUCUACGACGAGUUCGUCAAGGCAUUCGAAAAGCUGUUCGAGACGCACGCAGCGAAUGAGAACGUGAAGGGCUUUAAGAGCGUCGUGUGCUAUAGGACGGGGCUGAAUGUCGUUCCUUCCGUCGCAUCGACUCCCAACUCGGAUGCUGGACAGAACGUGAGCACGGUGACCUCAGAGAAAAGUGGCCCUACCGCGCAAGAAGCGCAAAGCUUCAUGCACGAUUGCGUGAAGACGCUGAAAGAGAAGAAGCGUGUCCGGAUCGCGACGAAGGCCAUCAACGACCACCUCGUCAGCCUGACGAUGGGCAUCGCGGCGAAGUUUGGACAGCCUGUUCAGUUCCACACCGGUCUCGGCGACAACGACAUCACCCUGACCCUUGCCUCCCCUGCGCACUUACAACCACUCAUCAAGGCAUUUACGGAGACCAAAACUGUUCUUCUUCAUUCAAGCUAUCCGUAUACGAGGGAGGCGGGAUACUUGACUUCCGUCUACGCUAACGUGUACCUUGACUUUGGGGAGGUCUUCCCCGCGGUCUCGUCCGCCGGCCAACGCGCCAUAAUUACCCAGAUUCUGGAGCUGACACCGACGGAUAAAAUCAUGUUCUCAACCGACGGUCACUGGUGGCCCGAGACAUAUUACUUGGGUAACAUACAGGCAAGGCAAGCACUGUAUGCGGUGUUCUCAGAGUGCGUUGACGGAGGGGAUCUAACGGAGGACGAAGCGGUGGCGAUGGUGGAGAACGCCUUGUUCCAUAACGCCAAUAACUUAUAUCGACUGGGGUUGAAGCCGGCGACUACAUAAUUUGACCGUACCUAUGUAUCAAUAUGUACAGUAGCAAGGGAUAAAAUGGUUCACAGAGCUGGAA